Oncorhynchus keta (chum salmon) is the source of this 1221-nucleotide messenger RNA. Its product is annotated as calcyphosin-like protein. The record is from RefSeq and is a predicted model, not a curated record. Gene Ontology annotation, molecular function: calcium ion binding. Lineage: Eukaryota; Metazoa; Chordata; Actinopteri; Salmoniformes; Salmonidae. The transcript has 5 exons. The coding region runs from base 143 to 799 and encodes 218 amino acids.
AAUGUAUCAUGGGGAAAUUGUGACUGACCGAUCUACAAAUAAUGAUCCGUUAUGAUGCAGGUCAGUCAGUCGGAGCAAGCCCUGUGCCUAUAAUUUACAGUAGGCGACCUGGAACAAGGGGAGAAGGCAAGCCCGCAUUUCUAUGGAAACUGUAACGCAGACUGCAGGUAUCAUGGCAGGGACGUCACGACAUGAUCGGGAGAUGGCGGUGAACGCCAAAAACCAGCUGUCUGUUUGCACAGACCCUGUGGAUCGACUGAGGAUGCAGUGUCUCGCACGAGGCUCUGCUGGCAUCAAGGGUCUGGGCAGAACAUUCAGGAUAAUGGAUGAUGACAACAACCGUACAUUGGAUAUGAAGGAGUUUAUGAAGGGGCUUAAUGACUACGGUGUCCUCAUUGAUAAAGAUGAGGCCAUGACAAUGUUUCAACGUUUUGACCGGGACAACAGUGGACUCAUUGACUUUGAUGAAUUUCUCCUCACUCUCAGGCCCCCGAUGUCCAAUGCCAGGAAGGAGGUGAUCAUGCAGGCCUUUAGGAAGCUGGAUAAGACUGGUGACGGGGUGAUCACUAUUGAAGAUCUGAGUGGGGUUUACAAUGCCAAGUACCACCCCAAAUAUCAAAACGGGGAGUGGACAGAGGAGCAAGUAUUCCGCAAAUUCCUGGACAGCUUCGACUCUCCUUACGACAAGGACGGAAAGGUCACCAAGGAGGAGUUUCUCAACUACUACUGCGGAGUCAGCGCCUCCAUCGAUAGUGAUGUCUAUUUCAUUCUCAUGAUGAAAAAUGCAUGGAAAUUGUGAGUUUUAAGUUGAUAACUUUAUGAUGAUUUUUGAUGGACAGUUUUUCAAGGUGCCUUCUUAAACAAAUAUUUCAUUAUAGAAAUCAUGUUGACACCGAAUGUUAAUAAUGUCCCAAUGAUAUGCAAAUGAUUAUGAAUAACUUGUAAAUAUGUAGUGCUGUGUGAAAAUAUGUAUUUGAAUUAUACAGUCACUUUCUCCAGAAACAACCAAUAUUCUGUAUAGUAGAAAUUGAAAUGUGAUGUAUCUGUACAUCUGUGGUCCACAGUUCCAAUGUUAGAUAUAUCUUUAUAAAGACACGGGAAAUCAUAAAAACUGAUAAAUCAAAGUACAGUCAUUUCAGGAGAUGAUGAAAGCAGAGGAAAUGGUACAACUACAUUUGUUUGUGGAAUUAAUCUGUUUCAUAAAAAUGUUUAAACACAAAA